GGAUGGGCUGUUUGUGUAGAUAAAGUGCUUGCUUGGCAGGAGUGGAUCUGCUGGAAACAGAUAGGCAUGCUCUUCAGGGUCUUAUCUGUUGCAUAGAGGGUGCUGCCAAAGUUUAAACACUCAGAGACAUCACUACCCUGAUUAUUCAUUGCGGAAGCCUUUGGGUCAAGAUAACUUUUGCAACUGGAUGGCUGAGCCACGUCAGGAUUUCAAUAUGAUGGAAGAACAUUCGAUGAGCCAAGCUAAGCAGGUCCCAUCAGACUAUCCCCUCCAGAUACCUGUUGAUGAUGGAUCAGAUGAACCUAUUUCCGAGACCUCUGAUGCUAAGAGCACUCCAACUAUGGAAGAUGCCACAGCCCCGUUAGUGGAGGAGAGAGCACAUGAGGAUCAGAUUGCAGCUCGACAGCAUGUGGAGAUACCCGAGGGAACCACAGCUGAGGAAGCAGGUGUGGGAGCUACUCCUAACAUUGAGGAUCAAGCUGCAGGAGAUGGUGCUCAAGAGGAACUGAGCUCCCCAAGGCUAUGGGAGAGUGUGGAACCUGGCAUUCAGGAGCAUGUGGCAAGUGAGAUUCAGCCAGAAAAACAAGCAGCUCGUAUUGACAGUAAAGACAAAGAUGGAACUGAUACUGAAGAGAAAAAGCCUAAGACAUCCACACCUUCCUCUGCCAAACCCCUGAAAGAUAGAUCCUCCAUUACCCCCCAACGACCCUCCUCUGUUAGUACAACCCCUUUGAAAAAUCCCUCCAGUCCUGCUGAGUCCUCAGUACCAGCUCCCACUCCUAAACGAGUCUCUUCUAUCACAUCCCGACCUGCCAGUACGGGAACAAAAGAAACAAAGCCAAAGGGUCCAGAGAUGAAAAGCGGAAUGAAGAUGGCUGCUCCCAGGUCGGCAGCACAGACUCAAAAAAGCCCAGCCAACGCUACCCGGAUCCCGGCAAAAACGCCCACGACCCCCAAGACGCCUCCCAAUGCUGCUGGCAGGAAGGAGCAGAGAAAGCCGCCUACCACAGCAGCAAAAUCUGAGAAAGGUGAACCAGCGAAGUCUGGAGACAGAAGUGGUUACAGCAGCCCUGGCUCACCCGGGACCCCCGGCAGCCGUUCCCGCACACCCUCCCUGCCAACUCCCCCGAACAGGGAGCCCAAGAAGGUGGCAGUGGUUCGCACACCACCGAAAUCCCCUGCUUCUGCCAAGAGCCGCCUGCAGACUUCUACCGCCCCCAUGCCUGAUCUGAAAAAUGUCAGGUCCAAGAUUGGUUCUACUGAAAACCUGAAGCACCAGCCAGGAGGUGGAAAGGUGCAGAUAAUGAAUAAGAAGCUGGAUCUUAGCAACGUUCAAUCCAAGUGUGGCUCAAAGGAUAAUAUCAAACACAGCCCAGGAGGAGGCAGUGUGCAAAUUGUUUACAAGCCUGUAGACCUGAGCCAUGUGACAUCCAAAUGUGGUUCCUUGGGCAACAUUCAUCAUAAACCAGGUGGUGGCCAGGUGGAGGUGAAAUCAGAGAAACUGGACUUCAAAGAGAAGGUGCAAUCGAAAAUUGGGUCAUUAGAUAACAUCAGCCAUGUCCCUGGAGGAGGGAAUAAAAAGAUCGAGUCUCACAAGCUGACCUUCCGCGAGAAUGCCAAAGCCAAGACUGACCAUGGAGCCGAAAUCGUCUACAAGUCCCCCACCGUCUCCGGAGAUGCCUCCCCCCGUCGCCUUAGCAACGUCUCCUCCACCGGCAGUAUCAACAUGGUGGACUCCCCCCAGCUGGCCACGCUAGCUGACGAAGUGUCUGCUUCCCUGGCCAAGCAGGGCUUGUGAUCACCUGUCCGUGGGCGGAGAGAAGAGAAGAGAAAUCAAUCUGGCCUUCUUCCUCUGUUCCUUUUACCACUACUGCCCCCUCCCCCUGCCCCCCAAAUGGGUAAUGAUUUAACCUACUUUUACUGUCCAUUCAGCUCUGGCUCCAGGACUUCAAAAUCAGUAACAGCAUUAGGUAUACACCCUCGCCUUCCCCAGGCAAUCUUAGCCCAGUAUAAAGGAACCUGAUCACACCCACACAAAGGGAGUUUGGUUUCUGGAGAGAUUGGUGCUGCUUAAAUUUAAGUUCAAGGUACAAGCCUGUUUCCCCCAGCACCAUUUCAGCCAGACUGAUCCCCAACCUCACAAGAUACAGUGAGCCCGGCACCUCCCCGCCUCUAUCGUCAUCCCUGGUUGCUUUUUGCUCCCCACGCCACUGGUUUGCUUAAAACAUGUUUCAUUGUCCCAGCAAUUUCCUGGGGGCAACCGCCCACUGCUGGGGAGCAUGAGGCAUGGCACUCACUAUGGAAAUGGAGUCAUGACAGUGGAAAUCUCAUGUUUGCAGUGUUGUUGUAGCAGUGUCGGUCCCAGGAUAUGAGAGACCAAGAUGGGUGAGCUUUUACUGGACCAGCUCUGGUUGGUGAGAGAUGCAAGCUUUCGAGUUACACAGAGCUCUUCCCUCCGGUCUGGGAAAGGUACUUGGUGUUACAGCUGAGUAACUGCGAGCACCUUUCCCGGACCUGAGGAAGAGCUCGGUGUAGCUGGAAAAUGUGUCUCCCACUGCCAGAAGCUGGUCUAGUAAAAGCUAUUACCUCACCUACUUGCCUCUCUGAUGAAAAUCUCAGACUAGUUAAUACAGACAGUAUGGGAGGCCACCCACCUUCCCCAGAGACUUCUUGAGGAGGGAUGUGACAGAAACACAUUUUUUCUCCCCUGGAAUUUGGCCCCAAAGCUACUUGGAUUCCCGGUCACAGGCUGGGGCCCAGGCUCAGAUUGUCUCUCCUCUAAUUAAAGGGCACCAGCCUUAUUCCUUAUACCCAGCAAAACUGACUUUCAAGUCCUGGGAGCCCACAGCUUCCCUACACGUGGUGCGAAUGGCGUACCCUGAAGGGUGUAGUACUAGGAGCCACGGCAAACUCACUGUUCUCAGAGCUGGUUCCUUUGUCUAGGCAAGGAUCUCGCCUGCUCUGUGGUUUCACUAACGUGUGGUUUUAGGGCUCCUUCUUUUAACUCCUAUUAAUGACAACAACUGGUGACUCUUCUCCCAGGCUGUUCCUCUUACAAAAGGAUUUCAGCCUUCAACCCGGGCCUCUAGGGGCAAGGCCUGCUCCCACCACUACUCUUCUCCUGGGCUGAGGGUUCUUACCCUACUUAAUUUUAUGGCCAUGGGCAUCUCUCCAAUUCACUGCCCUCUUCCUCCUGUCCCACUCCCACUCCUGCCAGCUUGUGUCCUGUGCACUGUGUGGUCUGGAGUGCAGGCAGCCCCGGAGCACGGUCCGUCUGCAAGGCAACAACAUGCUGUAAACACUGGGUGAGUGGGUUGGGGGACCUGUUGCAAGAAAGAGCAGAGUGCUGGUGCCAUGCUGACCCAUCUGAAUUCCUAAGGAAUAUUGUGAGGACAGGGGGGAUGGCUGGAAUUUUUCCCUUGCUCCAUACCUGUAGGCUUUCUGUUGCUCCCAUGGUAUGAGGCUACAGCCAUGCUUGUCUGUGUCUGUCUGACUGAUUGAUGUGGGCUUGAAUUCUGUGAGGCCGGCCGCACAGAUUUCUCAACUUGUGUGUCAGUUUCUGAGAAGCUGCCCUAGUUGGGAGGCCGUUGCAGAGUGAAAUUUCUCUUGCCCUGAGCUGAAUUAAUAGAGGACUUUCAUGUUCUGGGCUAUCUUCCAGUAGAAAAGGGAGACUCUUGAGUUAGACACAUCUGGGACAGUUAAUAGCUGCGGGAUUUGAAUUCUCCAUUUUGUUAGCAUAACAAUUACUAGACUGAAGGCACGUUUCUUUGGUCAGAGCAGUGGAUAGAGGGUGACAAAGCUGCGGACAGAUGGAAAUAGCAUCACUAUUUCACCUUGCAAUUUUGGAAGAAAAUCUUUGUCCAGGAGAUGAGAUGUGUCUGAAGAUAGAAUUUGGGUUUCCUUCUUCUUAAACCCAACUGCUUGCCCAUAAAUCCCUCCCGCCCUCCCUUACACCCCCAGGUGGCCCCUGCCUCUUUUAAGCUCCAAAAGCUGGCUCCUUGCGGUGGUAAUGAUGACACUAGGGAUUAUCACUUCAUUUAGCAAAGGGAUGCUCUUGACGUGUAUCCCUCCUGCCCUAGUUUUGUCGGAGUGGUGCAUUUAUGCUGGAGCUGUUGAGUAGAUGAGACUAGGAUUUUUUCUUUGGCAUACCCUAGUGUUGUAUAGUGGGAUUUGUCUGUAUAUGCUUGGAAAUCACCAGGGUGGUGAUUGUUCUAUAAAAAGCAUGUGUUGUAAAAUUCAGUAGGUAGGUUUAGAACUGCCCCGUGCGCUCAGUACUGAGCUAGAAUUCAGCCAAAGCGACUCUGUUUGUUGAAUCAGAAAAGAGUGAGAGCACAUCUGGCUAAGGCCAGAGACAAAUGCAGUCAGCACUGACCCGGUAGCAGCUCCUGAUGGGAAAUGUAUUUCCAGAAGCUGGAGGGUUCUGGCCCUAUGAGUUGUGUAUGUUUUCUUGGAAUUUAGCCUGCAAAGGACAGAGAAGACUGUGGAAGUUCAUCGCGAAGAUGAUUGCACUGCUUAGCUGGUGAAUUUGUCCUGCUAGAUAAUUGGAGGUGGCCACUGAGCCCAACCUUUCAAAUCCUGUGCAGGACUGGGCUGUAUGUGUCCUCUGAGACUUUUUCCAGUCUUCAUUAGAUGCCCCAGGUGCUGAGUCUGCCCUUGGCUUCAUAGCCACUGCCCAGGAAAACCUUUCCCAAAGCCAAGUGCUGUCGUUGGCACUUGAGGGGGUCUGUGGUGGCGAUGGGAGUUCUGCAGGCCUGGUGAUCACUUUUCUCUGGAUCACAUUUGAACCCUUGAGUGAUAUAGAUCCCAGCAGCAUUUUAAUGGACUUUAAAAAGGAGGCAGAGCGGAUCCCCUCUUGUUACACCCACUGAGCACUUGGUAUUUUGUUGCUCAGCCUCCUAGUGAUCUCUCACGUAAGCACUUCCAGUCCCUGAUACCCCUGUACUGCCCUCCUUUGCAGAUGGGGAAAAGGAGGCAGGCUUGGAGGAGCAAUUUUCCCAAAGCGUCAGUCAUUGAGCUAGGAUUAGAAUUUGGGGAGCCCAGGGCUCAAACCAGUAAAGACUUUGAUUUCACAGGAGCACCAUUUCCUCCGUUACCCAGUGACCCGCUGGUGGGAGAAACAGAGGGCACCUCUGUUCCGUGUUCUGAAGCCCCCGCUGCUAGUUCCCACCCUGUGUAAUGUCUGGCUUGAGGCUGGGAGUAAGACUCACUUCUGUGCCAGUGCCUGUGGGGGCUGUGAUCAAAGACCAUUAAAGCUGACUCCCCGGGGCGGCCCAUUGGCCGCGUAAGGCAGAAGACACUUUAACGUUUGGAAGUGGCGCGAGAGUCACAUUAACAACCCAUGCUUCUCUGGGGUCUUUGUGAGCUUACCAGACCCCUCAUGCCCCCCCCCCCCGGUGCUCUUUGGGAGGUCAGAGGCCAGGGCGUGAAACGCUCACUGCUAAACAUGGGGGUGGGGUGUCUGUGAUACAGUAACUCCUCACUUAACCUUGUAGUUAUGUUCCUGAAAAAUGCGACUUAAAGCGAAAUGAUGUUAAGCGAAUCCAAUUUUCCCAUAAGAAUUAAUGUAAAGAGGAGGACAAAAGACUGUGUGUGCGUGUGUGUGUGUGUACACCCAGUAUAUGUUUUAAACAAACAAUUUAAUACUGUACCUUAUGAUGAUGGUUGUGAAGCUUGGUUGAGGUGGUGGAGUCAGAGGUGGGAUAUUUCCCAGGGAAUGCCUUACUGCUAAAUGAUGAUCUAGCACUUGGCUAAGCCCUCAAGGGUUAACUCAUUAAUGGAGCCUCCUACUCUACAAAGCAGCAGGAAUGGAGGGAGGAGAAAGAUGCACGGUGUGCGUGUGAGAGAGAGAGAGAGAGAUGCACAUUGCUCCUUUAAGUGCCUGACUCACUCUUAAGUACACUGCCUUGUUAAGUUAAUCAGCAAGCUGAGACCUUAGCGGCUGCUGCCAGGAAACUCCCUCUUUCAUGAGCCCUGUAAUGUGUCCCCCCUGCUCUAUGGAGAUGGGGUAAGCGGGGUGCAGGAGCAGGGGGCCACCAGCUGAACUGCUGGCAAGUGAUAGCCCAGGGCUGCUAUACAGGGAACUUACGGGAGUGGGGAGCUGAGGGCCCACCCUGGUUCCAAGCCCCCACCAGCUGGCUCCAACAGGCUGCUCUUCCUGCAAGCAGUGGCCAAAGCAGGCAGCUGCACAACUUUAAAUGAGCACGUUCCCCAAUCGAGCAGCACCCUAACGACAUGAACGAGGGCGACUUUAAGUGAGGAGGUGCUGUACCAUGUCCAGGCACCUAGUGCAGGGGCUGUGUGUUGAGAGGGCCACCCCCACACACCUGGCAGGAUGGGGCUGCCUGAAGGCGAGCUCAGGAUUAAAUGGCGUGCCAGGAACUAGCGCUUUAGUUGCGGGGGGGGCCCAUCUUCCCUAGAGAGAGGCUGAUUUUGGAAUUGUAAGUGGAAAAGAAAACGGCUGGGCUUCUUGGGGCUUUGAAGUGUAAACCAUGGAAAAGUAUGUGAACUGUUCCAGGCCCUGCCACCACUUACAGGAAAGCUGCCCUUCAAAAUAAAAAUAGCGGAGCUGUGGGGGGAGCCCUGAAGUCAAGAGGUGCUUUGGGUUUGCACCGUUUUAGCCCUUUGUUUACACAACCCUGAGUGCAAAUUAAGGUUAAAACAAGAAAAUAUUCCUCUCACCCUGCUUUAGUUGAUAUGGCAACCUAUUCGAGGUCAGUGGCCUUGGCUGAUGCUUGCCAUCCCUUCCCCUGCAGUCCCGCCUGGCAACCUGCGGCACCUUUCCAUACUGCUACACCAGAGAGGCUUAGAGCUGUGGGGAAGUGUUUCUGAACUAGCUUUCCUUCCCCAACUGCCUGUCUCAAGGGUGGGGCCACCUGUGGUGGAGGCGAAGCUAAUUCUGAGGAUGAGAUGUCAUAAAAAGUCAGUAUUAGGGAAAUUGGCUGGGGAUACACGUGCCCAGUUCCCCCAUUGACAGAGCCUUGGUGUACCCAGCAAGGUACCUGUGGUGGGCCACCGCCGUGGCAGGACUUCAACCAGCCUGACCCUUUCAGCUAUUUUACUGUGUAGACCUGCAUCAAGCAGCCCUUUGCCAAUGUGAGUCAGCCCACCAUGAACUGCAAGGUGCAAGUCCACCUUCUGGCUUUGCUAGGGGGUAACAUUUGCAAUAGGAUGCUCUUCUUUUAGAGGCACAGGGCUAUUGCUUCCUAGCUUGUAUUCCAGUAGUGGUGCUUGUUUGCCUGGUUUGUUGCAACCUUAUCUCCUGUAUGAUGAGCAGAGACAGCCCUGAGUUUAGCAUCUAACAAACAGAGAUCAUACUGCCCUCUACUAGCAUCACUCUAACCAGAGGUUAAAGCAAGAUUUGGCCCAGCGUGAAUGGAGCAGCCUGCUGCUCUUGUACCAAAACAUCUGAGAAAGCAGGCAUCUGAGCCCUGGUGCAGCUGUUGGCUCUGGUGUAUGGACUAACCCGCCCCCUCCCCCCCCAAAGGAAAUGAGCUACUCCUAAGGCUGCUCGGCGUCAGGUACCAGGAUGGGUAAACUGCAUUCCAGCUGGCUGGGUAAAGGAUGGCGCCACACUGUUUUUGACUGAGCUGAAUUUCACUUGUAGAUGUUUAAGCUGUGAAUCAGUUCAACUGGUGUGGGAGGUAGCACAAAUUCGAGCCUGGAGUUUCUAACCCCUGUGCAAUGAUAUGAUUUCUCUAGGGUGCCAGCACAGCCAGGUGCCUCUGUUGCUCAUUCUGAUCCGUCCUUCAGGAACCAAGAGGAGUCUGGGAAAGGUUGCCUGAAGGACUGGCUCAGCUUUGAACUUGGAAAGGGAGAUGCUAGCUGGGGUGUUAAGGGCAAGCAAGUCAACCUGGCCGACACUUAUCCCCACAUUCUCUAUUUGCACUCAGUGGAGCCGCAGCAUUGGUUGCCUAAUGCCAGCCGAAUGCUCGCCUGCAUUCAGUCAAUAUUUCCACUUAAUCACAGAGUCCAUUUAUCUUUGGGAUGAUAGGAACCCUAGGGUAUUUCUGUCCUAUGUAAAUGAGCAACUGGGAGAACCAGUGAACAAAUCAGUUCACCCAUUUUAACCAUCUUCUGCUUCAGACUGGGCACCAGCAGUGCUGUUAAAACUCUCCUUAGGCUAUACCGUACUCAGUGAAAGUUGGUUAAGUCAUGGCUUGCUGCCAGCCCCUGCCACUUCCCAACACAGUUGCAGCCUGGCCUGGGCAGAGGUGCUUGGCGUUGACAACUUUUGGCACAGUCAGCACCCAGUUACUUUAUAAUGUAGAUAGCUGGAGUUCAGGACUGGGGGGUUUUAGUUUUAUUAACCCUUAGAACCCCAGCCUGAAUGUCAGUUGUUGGAAGCUUACAGAGAUCUGCAGCCUCAACCCCCUUCCCCAGUGUUUCAACUUGCUACAGUCAGUCCUCGAAUCUGCAGUCAUUGCUGUGUCUAAAGCUUCUCUCCCUGCCCUUUGCAGCCUCCUGCUCUGCUGUCAGCACUCUUUAUCCUCUCCCAAUGGGUCCCAGCCGUUCAUUGCAGCACCCAGACACUUAUCUUCCAACAAAGUAGCUAGUCCCAGUUCCCACCUUAAACCUCUAUUCUCCAAGAGCCCAAGCCUGACCUCCCAGCCCAUAGAACAUGAUCAUUUUAUAGACACCACCUACCUAGGCCUUGGCUUAAGGCCCGAGAUUUACUGCUAAGGGAUGGUACAUGGAUGUUCUGUUCCUUUGGUACAACAUGCAUCUUGGUCUAAAAAGGGUUAAAACUGGUACUUGGGAACAGUAUUUCUGAACUCCAAAAAAUGUUCCCUACAGGCAUUUGAAGUGGCGAAAGGACAAUUCUGGUAUUUGCAAUCCUGUGAUUCCCUUUUUAAUUGGGGGGGGGGGGGAAAUAGGAGGGCUUAAUCUCUGUAUGAUCAUCCUAGCUUAGCUUCCUGUUUGUGACUGUCCCUAGUGUAGUGUGUGUUUUAACAACUGGUUUACACGGAUCGUUGCUGUAAAAGUGAAUUUGGAAAUAAAGUCAUUACUACAACA
This is a messenger RNA of Dermochelys coriacea (leatherback sea turtle), 9012 nucleotides long. RefSeq names its product microtubule associated protein tau (gene MAPT). The record is from RefSeq and is a predicted model, not a curated record. NCBI's taxonomy places the organism in Eukaryota, Metazoa, Chordata, Testudines, Dermochelyidae. The transcript has 15 exons. Gene Ontology annotation, cellular component: neuron projection. The coding region runs from base 188 to 1798 and encodes 536 amino acids. Gene Ontology annotation, molecular function: microtubule binding. Gene Ontology annotation, biological process: neuron projection development; microtubule cytoskeleton organization.